This is a messenger RNA of Podospora pseudopauciseta, 3888 nucleotides long. RefSeq lists its product as uncharacterized. The coding region runs from base 1379 to 3679 and encodes 766 amino acids. Lineage: Eukaryota; Fungi; Ascomycota; Sordariomycetes; Sordariales; Podosporaceae. The record is from RefSeq and is a predicted model, not a curated record. The transcript is spliced from 2 exons.
CGACUUUUACAGUUCAUGCCGGACGGGAUGUCGUUGUUGCAGAAAAGAGCUGUCUGAGCUGGCCCCCAGAUGCUAUGCCCUGGCGAUCAGUCGGUAGCGGCCGCCGUCUGAGAGACCCUCUUCCCAUCCGUUGUCAGCAAAAUCUGGAGAAGGAGCUCGGCAAGCGUCAGAUGCGAGAAGGCGGCGCUGCUCGAGCUCAUGAUGUGAAGUCGUACAAGCUCCGAGGUGUUCGGAGGAGGGACGGGAGGGGUGCAGGGUGGAUCCUCAGAGUGAAACAAGAGAUAUGCCCCUCUCAUCUUCCAAAAAUAUCAGACGCUAGCGGCAUUCACACCAGACUAUCACACUGUAUCUACAUCAUUAUUUCAUAUCAAAGCCUUUUAGAAUCAGAGUCACGAGAUGCACCAUCUCGCCUCACUGCAACUUCAAGGGUAGCUUACUUCUUCAGCUGCUGCACCGCUGCCAGGAAUUUUUAAGGGUUCUCAUGGCGUCUUCCUGCACGAUCUGCCUCUCUUCCAAGGCCUGUGCAGGCCUGCUUCCCAGCCGUGUAUGCUGAGGCGAGGCGCGGACCACCAUCUGACGGAUCUUAUAAGCGGCUGAAGAGUUGAGAUGCUUCCAUGAUCGGCAACAGGGUAAUAAUUAGAUACUGUAAAAAGAGAGAGAGAAAGAGAGAUCAUAGAUAUCUAGACACUUCAUCCCGUCGUUCUGGAUAUUGGGUUUGGCUAGGCAAUUGGGACUGCAGGAUCCGGCCGUUUCACCAACACCACCCGGCAGUAGCGAGAAGUGACCAAGACCAACAAAUCUCGAGGCGCCCCCAAUCACGCGUCAACACCCCGAAGCCGCGCGCUGAGGACCACCGAACACGACCCAGUGCCGUGCGCGCCGCGGCGGCGAAGGGUUGCUCUGACCCAAUGACCGAUAUCCUCGCACUCAGGUCAUAAACAGACACCAAAACAUCGACUUGGCUGUAGAAGUUCUGUGAGCUGUCCCACGUGGAAAUAGCGGUUGAUAUCAAAACAGCCACAGCCAAUAACCUGAUCCUUCCACAGCACCUUUUCAAACAGAUCUGGUGUUGUCAACAACGAUACCCGGCAUCUGAAGAAAGUGUGUGCUAGACUUAUCAAGGUCCCGACACCCUCCAAUCUCACCUCACAUAAUAAGUCCUGUUCCAAUUCUCACCCCGAGCGAGAGACCAACAGCGCCGUCUUUACUUAAUUCCCGGAGAUAUCAAGGCUCAUGCACCCCUGGCUUGGUCAAACCGACACUGUGACGAUCUAACGCGGCCUUGCCCGCAUCCCGCCAUCCCCACCUCCGCAGUCCAACUUAGCUUAUUCGAGAGCGCGGAAAUCGUCAGUUGCGAGAAGGCCAGAGAUAUUAAUAAAUGCUACGGACAGAGCAGCCCAGGCAGAGGGAUUUCAAGAGGAGAACUGGGGCUGUGGGAAGGACAUCAGAUACUAUGCCUAUGAUGUGGGACAGGUUGAAGCUCCCUCAAAAGCAGGACGACGAGGGGUUGAGAUUAGGUCUGGGAUACAGUAACUAUAAUGCGCCAAAAAGCCGAGGGUACAGCUACUCGAUCAAGGGAGGUCCGCCUCCCCCACGGCCGCCUCGAGAAUUUCUGGAGUCUCACCUUGAGACAUCUACUCCCCGCGCAGCAAUACAAGAGCCACCUCCCCGCAACCCAGCUCGAAUCAAGGUCCGCACCUCCACCUACCGACCACCGUCGUCUGUGUAUUCUCAAGACGCACAGGCACCACCGCCCGCCUCGAACUACACAGUAACCGUGGCUACCAAGUACGGCUACCGCUACGGCGGCGGCGGCGGCGGCGGCGGGGCGGAGGAGAUCUCCCCGCCAAGUUCUCCGGAGCCCGACUCUGAGGGCGUGAAGCGCUUCUUGCCCGGCGAUGUCUCCCCAAUAGAGGAGGACGAUCACGCAGCAGCUCUUCUCCAGCAGCACCCGGCUUUCCGCAACAACGGUGCUCAGAAUGACCACUCGAGACGGCAGCAGACGCCCACCCCCGAGACAGGCAGGCAAUCGCCUCGCCGGGCUCCCAACAGCCGUGGCGGUGGUGCUACCAGCAUUCCCAUGAUGCGUAGGGAACGGAGGAAGCAGUCAGGUACCGUCAUGCGCGAGCCAAACUCUACUAAUCGGGACCACCCACCACGUCAAGAACCACCCCGCUGGGAUCGGCUGACAGGUGAACCGACGGCGGCUGACCGUGCUCGGCCGUCUCAAGGGCCUCCUGCCGAAUGUUCUCAAGGUCUGGGAAUUACAGCAACUGCCUGGGCAUCCCCGCAGACCAGUCCUACACAAGCGCCUCCAUCUUUCGCUGACAGAGUGCGGAGGAUUGCCAAGAAGGCUGCUGCUGGCCGGGAGAGAGAGCCUCAGCAUGACACAGAUCCCGCUGCGGGCGCCUUCACAUCAAACCGCCCUGGUUGGCGAGGUGCGAGCGGCCGAACUGCCAUCGUUGAGCCCGUCCACGACACUCCUGAAGUUGCACCCCUGAGGAUCCCCGAGAAGAGCAGCAGGAGAACUCUUACACCAGUACAAGCAGACAAACCAAGGCCUGGCAUCUCACUAGGGGGUGUGCCACGGCGAGGACAAACCCCACCCAUCAGCCCUCCCGCAACUGAAACGUCCACGGUCAAGGCCGGCUUGCGGGAGACGUCGCACAAUGUCGUGCACACUCCGUCCCAGCUGACUCCCCCGACGGCCUAUCUCCAUUCAGAGAAUGCGCAGAGCUACCCGAGCCCGCCGCUUUCGAGCACUCCGCUCAGCGGGGGGGAUGCACCAGCCAUGGCUGCCAGACAGCUCUCCAGGGAUGCCGUCCCCAGCAUGGCCGCACUCCCCAGCCCCGAGUUUAACAGCCCGCACGAGUCCAACGUGAUUCGCAGAAAGCCACCUCCGGUACAUACUCACCAUCAACACCAAGACUCGGUCUCCUCUGUCUACUCGCAACCACCUCGAGGACCACUGCACACUUCCCCGCUCACUAUUCCUGAUAUUGCCCCGCCGGCUACCCUAGCCGCCAACAACGACACCUACGUCCAGCCUCCCUCUCGCUUCAGCAUAACCACAUACGCCACCAGCCACACGGGUACAACCCGGGAUGACGGCGACGAGCUAGUUGACGAGGACCAGCCACCUGUCCCCUCACUUCCAGUCGGCCUCCACCACGGCGGCAAGAUCGACCCGUCCUCUGACAACAGCCCGGUGACGUCUCCGAUCGACCAGUUCAUGACGUCGCCUUUUACCACCCAUACGGAGCAGUUGAGGAUGGUAAACCCAGCUGUUGCCCGUGCGCAGGCCAUUGAACGCCCCAGUUCUCGUGCUUCAGACAUCAACAAGUCUCUGCCUCCAGCACCACCCGAGGGUGAAGCCCAGGAUCGUGUCGGGUUGCUGAAUGCCCAGUUGAGAGCGUUGGCAAACAGGCGAAUCAACAUCAACAGGUCCAUUACCCAGAUGACGGAGAUGAUGCCGACGGACAAGCUGAUGAACAGCGAGGAGGUGAUUAGAAAGAGGGAAAUCGAAAAGAAGAAGGUAGAGGCGCUGAAGCAGGAGUUGUCUGAGGUGCAGAGGGAGGAGUAUGAACUGGGCUUGAAGCUGCACCGGGCUUACAAGAGGCUGGAUAGGGAUAACGAGUUUGAGCCGACGGGGUUGUGGGUGAGGAGAGUUACGAACUAGGAUGGUAUUUUUGAGGGAGAGGGGAUUGCGGUACGGGUUUUUGUUGGAAUGGGACAGGAUCUUAAGCGCAGGAGUUUUGUCAUGGGUGUUAUGGAUACUUGUUAUUUAUUUGAUGGGGAGACGGAUUGUUAGCAGCAUGUUUGGCGUUGAUUUGUUCAUUUUAGCUUGAGCUUGCUUUGGUUGUUUUGCUAGUUUUGGAAGGAUUUGGG